Chiroxiphia lanceolata (lance-tailed manakin) is the source of this 4354-nucleotide messenger RNA. RefSeq names its product proto-oncogene Mas-like. Gene Ontology annotation, molecular function: G protein-coupled receptor activity. The transcript has 3 exons. The record is from RefSeq and is a predicted model, not a curated record. The coding region runs from base 2685 to 3779 and encodes 364 amino acids. NCBI's taxonomy places the organism in Eukaryota, Metazoa, Chordata, Aves, Passeriformes, Pipridae. Gene Ontology annotation, cellular component: membrane. Gene Ontology annotation, biological process: G protein-coupled receptor signaling pathway.
UGGUGUUGAGUUUGUGCUCAGAAGGCCCUGGUCUGGACCUGUGCUUGUUGUCAAAGAAUAGACAGGGAAUGCCAGCUCAUGACAGAGUUCACAGUGUCUUUCCCCUCAAUAAAUAAACCUUUAGUGCCUUCCUAAUUACAGCAGGAGCUCCCAGCAAGCUGUCCUUUAAAGGGCAGGUCGUGAGGAAUUGUCACAAAAGAAGUCAUAAUGAAAGAUGCUCGAUUUUCUCUGAUCUUUUCGAAACAUGACUAUGGUCCUACACCUUUGCAUUUUGGCUUCCCACUUUUCUGCUCCACAGCUUUCUCAUUGCACUCUUCACCUCCUGGUUCCUGAGGGUGUAGAUGAGGGGGUUCAGCAUGGGUGAGAUGAUGGAGUAGAACACGGCCAUGUCCUUGUCCUCCACCAGGUUGCUGGAGGGGCGGAUAUAGAUGAACGUGCACGGCCCAAAGAACAGGAUCACUGCAGUGAUGUGGGAGCCGCAGGUGGAGAGGGCCUUGUGCCACCCUGCAGCUGUCUGACCUUUCAGGGAAACCAGGAUGACAACAUAGGACGAGACCAGGAUGGCAAAAGCGCUCAGAGUUAUCAAGCCACCAUUGAUGACCUCGGCGACGCCCACGGCACGGGUGUCGGCACAGGCCAGGUGGAGCAGGGGGUGGACAUCACAGAAAUAGUGAUUGAUUUUGUUUGGGCCGCAGAAUGGGAGACAAAUGGUGAGAAGGAGCUGCAGGGUGGAGUGGAAGAAGGCCCCGACCCAUGAGCCCAACACCAUGAGGCCGCAGGUGCGGCCGCUCAUGAGGGCGGCAUAGUGGAGGGGCCUGCAGAUGGCAACGUAGCGGUCGUAGGCCAUAACCGUGAGGAGGAAGAUCUCAGUGCAGCCAAAGAAGUGAAACCCAAACAGCUGGGCCAUGCAGCCCACGAAGGAGAUGCUUUUACUCCCCCCCAGCAGGCCGGCAAUCAUUUUGGGAGCCGUGGUGGAGGAGUAGCAGAUGUCUACAAAGGACAGGUAGCAGAGGAAGAAGUACAUGGGGCAGUUGAGGCCCUGGCUGCUGAUGACAGUGACCACUAUGAGCAGAUUUCCUGCCACAGUGAUCAGAUAGAAAGCCAGAAAGAGCACCGAAUAUAUUUUCUGCAGCCCUUGGUUCUCCGAGAGGCCCAGGAGGAUGAAUUCCUUCACGCUGCUGGCAUUCUCCAUGUUAAUGUGUUGGGGGAUACUUGAUGCAGCACCUGGGAAUGUGGAAAAAUAAAGGCAAAAAGAUUUCUCAGGUUUUUUAAUGAUAAAAAAUGAAUUCUUGAUCAGAAGUACAGUCACACUAAGAAAUAUGUAGGAUUAGAAGUAAUUAGAAGUGUGGGUUUUUUUGUGUUUUUUCUGGUUGGUUGGUUUGAGGGUUUUUUGUUUGGUUGAUUUUUGUUGUUGAUUUUUCUUUCUCUCCCCCUCUACAUGGUUAAUUUUCCUUGCAUGAGACUCCAGCCAUAGAACCAUAGAAUCCUGGAGUGGGUUGGAAGGGACCUUCAAGACCAUCUAGUUCCAACCUACCUGCCAUGGGCAGGGAUGCCACCCACUCAAUCCUUCUGGCAUUGGGUCCAUCGGAUCCAGGCUUUUGCUUUAGGAUUUCAAAAUCAGAAACUCUUGUGCAGGCAAAAAGCUGCUCAAGUACCCACAGGAAAUGGAGAAAACCCAAAAUUGCUCUCAAAAUUGCCCACAAAGGGAAGCCUAGAGAGGAAGUUGGGAAAGUUUGGGACUUUCCCUGUGCUUCCAGUUGUAGUGGCAGGAGGUAAAAGGUAUUCAAGAAAGGGGGCAAAAUUUAUAGGUCUUCCCUCUAAAAGUAUCUUUUAAGGGAUGGAUUAGAGUUAUGUGAUACAAUGCAGUCAAUUGCAAUAUGAAAGAAAUACAAUGUGGACUGUUUUAAUUUCAAGAAAGGAUGAGAACUUGCACCACCUCCUUCUUGCAAGUGUUUUUCCCUAAAAUCUCAGGUGAUUAAUGGGAAAGAGAAUUAAAGAACUUAAUUUGGGACUGCAGGACUGGCUCUGGAUGUGGUUCUGGGCAAAGAGAGCCAGAGAUGGUUCAGUGAAAAUUUCUUCUUUGUUUUUUCACAUUUGAAAAAUGAGGGGGAAAAGAGGAAAGGAAAGCAGAAAUAGGAAAGAAAAGAGGAAGGAAAAAAGGGAAAGGAUGCAGAGAAUGUGGAAAACUUACCUUCUCUGUGUUUGAAGAUUUAAUUGUUUGUGUAAGGGCUGCAAGAUUUUAUCUCCUCAACAUCUGCCUUUCCUGGGAUGAACGAGAUAGAGCCCAUUCUUUAGAAAAGAGAGAACAGCUUCUGGGAAGCUUGCAAUGCUUGCUUAGGAGGUGCAAUAAUCCCAGCUAAUUGAAUUUCUUGCUUUCCUGUAUCAGCAGGUGUAUCUGGAUGUUUCCUGCCCACGAGAGCUGCUUUGGAGGCUGCUUGGAGAUGGGUGGGCACUGAAGGCUGCACACCCAGCCCAGCAAGCAGAGAGAAGGUUGAGAAGAAAAUUGUUUACAUAACUCUUCUUAAGCAUCUCCAAGGAAAUCUCCCACCUCAAGGGCUUAAUUCCCUGUUUCUGUAGAACUCCUGCAGCCUCUCCAAGGAAAUCUCUCCUCUGCAGGGCUCUUGGGGCUGUAGGAGGGAGGUGUGAAGGCUGAAUGAAAGGAAGUUGAGAAGGAGGAGAAAUUAAUGCUGUCCUGGGAGGGGAAGUUUAGAUCAGAAUUAAGGGGACAAUAUUGCCCAGCAGAUCCACACCAGGCAGCUGCUGCAAAGCAGUCACUGAAAUUCCAAGGAACCCACAAGAAGGUGUGUCUGGAAUCACCCAUUAUGAGUUCCACAGCCACACCAAUCUUCCUUUCAGCCACAACCACCCAGGCCCUUGGGACUAACCAGAGCGGGGCUGUGGGACAACAGGAGCCAUCCUAUGCUGUCUUGAAGUUCAUGGAGAGCUUCUGCCUCAUCAGCUCUGCCUGUGGGAUGGUGGGGAAUGCCCUGGUCCUGUGGUACCUGGGCUUCCGCAUCCGCAGGAACCACUUCACAGUCUACAUCCUGAACUUGGCGGCCGCCGACUUCGGGUACCUGCUCUGCAUUGCCAUCGAGACCGUCCAGUACCUGAUGCAGUUCAACGUGGGGGUGCAGUUUGGGAUAUUCCUCUUCCUGGAUCUCUCCAUGUAUGGGACCGGCCUGUACCUACUGACAGCCAUCAGCAUCGAGCGGUGCCUGUCUGUGGUCUCUCCAAUCUGGUGCCGGGCCCACCGCCCCAAACACUUGUCUGCCAUCAUCUCCGGCCUGCUCUGGGCUCUGUCCCUGCUGCUGAACACACUGGGGUACAUUCUGUGCACCAUCCGCCCCUCUCCCAGGCUCUGCCAAAGCCUGCUCAUCACCAUCGGGACCUUCGACUUCCUCAUCUGCGCACCCCUCAUGCUGCUCUUCAGCCUCACUCUCUUCCUCAGGGUCAAGUGCAGCUCCCAGCACUUCCAGACGGGCCGGCUCUUCACCGUCAUCAUGCUCACUGUCCUCCUCUUCCUCAUCUUUGCUGUGCCCCUCAGCGUCCUCAUCCUCUUUGACUUCCUGGGCUACAAAUUUCUCUACUCCCCAGAGAUUGGCUUCGUGCUGUCCUGUGUCAACAGCACCCUCAACCCCGUCAUUUACUUCCUGGUGGGAAGCUACAGGGAUCGGAGAUUCAAGCUCACCCUCAGGCUGGCAUUCCAGAGGGCCUUUGAAGAGUCAGGGGACGACAAAGAUGAGCAGGAAACCAGGGACUCAGUAACUAUGUCCUCCUAAAAGCCUGGUCUAGAGACAAGAGUGGGCAGAGUUGAAGAACUCCGAGGUUUUGGGGAAGGUUCAUUGCACCUGACCUUCAGUAUCCUAACUGUAGAUAGUUCAGCUGAUUAAAUGACUUCUGUCUGUCAUCAGUGAAAUCACACAAGGACCUGGACCACAGAAUUUUCCUGAACUGUAUUUGGACCACAAGUGACUAUUAAAUAACAUUAAUUUGAUAAGGUGAAAUGUCUUGGUGUCUGAAUUUCCUCAAAGGAAUCUUACUUAGAAUUUGCACUUCACUCAAUAAAUCCCUGUCAUUCCUAAGUCCGUGAAUUCUCAGUCACUUUUCACUCGGAUCACUGAAGAUGAGAUGGGAAACAACCUUCCUGCUGUUGAAAUCAGACAUAAAAUUCCUGCAAGGAGGAGGAAUUUAUCCCACUUAAUUUUAAAUACCCAUAUCCAAGCACACUUUUGUAGCUCAGAGAGCGAUUCUGGGCUUCCUAAUGUGAGCAUGUCAAAGAGUGAAGUUAUUUUAAUUUCUUCCAGCCCUGGACAGACUUUCUGCCUUCAACUAAAGCGUGAAUUGCUUGUUGUUU